UUGAGUAAAGAAGUUUAAUCAGUACUUCCACUUUUACCAGAGUAUUUUUUAACACAAGUAUCUGUACUUUUACUCAAGUACGGAAAGUGAGUACUUUUGCCAUCUCUGAAGAUAAGGAUAACCUUAGCUUAAAUUACAUGUCUGCAGUUGUACAGUAUGAAUGCAAAGUUUGCACUUUGAUGUUUUAAAUUGUUAGCUCUCUGACGUUAUCAGUAGUAAUUCAGUCACCUGUUGUAGAUACAUCGUAACAGUGGGUUUUAUAGAUAUCCAAAAAAAAAAACCCCAGUAACCAAUAAAUUUCAAAAUGAAGAGCAAAAGGCCAUUUAAAGAAACAAAAAUGCUUUAAUUUAGCUUUUAAUCACAGCUAUUCUAUUUGCGAACAAAUAUGUUAUCAAUUAUUUGUUUAAAAUGUUUACUUCUUAUUUUUUCUUUUUCCCUACUGAACAGAUAUAUUCCCACUCCAGUCAUGAUUUUUGCUUGGACAAUAUGUUUAAAUGUUUAAGCCCCUUGGCCAACUGUUUCUACAUAUCGUAUCCAUGAGUCAUAUUUUUCAUUAUUCAAGUUAAAGUAUGCUGUUUCAGACAUCAAAACUGGACUCUUUAAACUUAAGUGAAGACCUUAUAUAUGACAUUUUGCUUUGUAAAUGUAUAUGUUUGCAAUCGAUAGCUCGACGCCCCCUUAUUGAAGUAAAAUACCAUUCCCAUCAGGCUUAGUUGACCUGUUUUCAGGGCAGUGUGGGACCCUGUUGCCAUGUCACCACUUCUUCUGAUCUCAUGAUCAUUAAUAUGCAUUGGACAUAGUGCCACUGCUCAUAUCUCAGGCCUUAUGAUUGCUUUGUUACUGAAUGUUUCUUGGACAUGCUGUUCUUGAAUCAUUUUGGUUCCUAGUAGAAUAUUCUUUCUCAUUCCCCAUUUCUCUCUUUUUUUUUUUUUUUUUGGCACAAUUGAAGUGGGGACCAUUUGGCACUGGAUAGUCCAUACUGUACUGACUAUGGCAAAAUGGCAGAUUCUCCUUCCUCUGUCCUCCUUGCUGUGGUUCCCUCACACUCUCCUGAGAGAAGUAACCCAGAUUUCAAAAUGAAUCGCUGCCUAUUCCCCUCAAUCUUUCUCCUCUCUCUCUUUCUCUAUUUUUUGCCACUCUCUCUUUCUCUCUUAUCCUCUCUCCAUCUCUCAUCCUCUUCCUUGUAAAACAGAAUCAGUCUUGGAAAGAGAAUACCACCUCUCCAUCCCGUACUCCUACUCACCCUGCCUCUGGGUUAACGGAUUUAUUCCAUUUUAGUGCUCUAUGUUUGCUUCUUUGAAAACUUCAACCACAAAAAUUGCCUGUUGCGUGCAUUUGAAGUUAUGUUGUUCUUUUUCACUUUUUGAGCUGCUUUUUUGCUCCUAGACGCUGCUUUUUCUUGGUUCCUUAUGCUUUUUGGGGGUUUGUUUUUUUAUUUUGUAUACUUUCCUUAUUUGAGUUGAUCAGCUACAGGUCCACCCCACAUUUUCAAUUGAAGACAUUGAGACGAAGAGUGAAGCAGAAGAAAAAGGAUAGACGGUCUUUGGCAAGCUCUCUUCAAAGUUACCAAAAACUGAGGUAUUUAGUGUUUUCCAUCUCUGUAGUACAGGUUGGUACACGUCUCUUAAGUAUUUUUAAUCAGGCUAAUUAUAAGCCAUUGUAUAUGCAUUCUUUUUAAGUUUUUGCUUUAAUGCUGAGAUGAUCAAUUUACCAUGAAAUUUUGCUAGUUGCAUUUUUUUAUUCAUCAAAUUGCCAAAAGGCAUUUAUAUGGAUUUCAGCAGAGUGUAACUCACUUCCUCCAUCCAAUAUUUGCCUUUUUGAACUUCUUCUCUGCAUGUUCCAUUCCCUGCAGAUGAGAAAAUGUUAUUCUGGCCCAAACUUUCUGCAGAAAUAGAACUAAUUGCUAAUAAGGGCAGGCAGGAAGACGACGAGAGGAUGCAGGCUCCAGUACUGGAGCAGCUGGUGGGGUGUUGUUGACAUGGCAACAGGAGGUAGUUGACAUAACGACUGAGGGGUGGGUUGGGUGUGGGUAUUCAUAGCAUAUGAGGGGUGCAGCAGGAUGGACAGCCAGUAUUUGGGACACACAGCUAGUUGAGCUAAUUGUUUAGCUUCUUAGAGUUUCUCAAGAGACCUUUUUCUCUGUAUUUGAAUUAACCUCCCUGUCUUCUUCAUUAUGACUCUCUUUUUUUUCCUUGUGCUUCCUACCUGUCGCUUUCUGUACUCCCUCCAUCUCCUUCUCGAUCUUUCCCUUCAUCAUGCCACUCUUUCUCUGCUCCCUACCCUACAAUCUGUCUUCCAUUAUUAUCACUUCCUGUCUUUGUGUGACCUAUUAUGUCCAUUGUCCUCCUUGCUCCCGCCCCCCCACAUUCUCCAACACACAUCUCUUAGCCUUCUCUUGACAUAUUCUACAGGCAUCAUGUCCACCCCAGUGUCCCCUUCCCCAUCCCUCUCCCCCCUAACACUGACCUCCCCAACAUCACCAUCCUCCGCACUGCCGUCACCCCUCUCCCCUCCACCCAGGGUGCCCGUGUUUCAAAGGAAGGGAGCACUCAAACACAAGAGGAUUGUAGAGGUGAAAGACCAUCAGUUCACAGCACGCUUCUUCAAGCAGCCCACCUUCUGCAGCCACUGCACCGACUUUAUAUGGGGUAUCGGCAAACAGGGAUUCCAGUGUCAAGUUUGCAGCUUCGUGGUCCAUAAAAGAUGCCACGAGUUUGUUACCUUCACAUGUCCCGGCUCUGUGGCUGCCCCAAGGCCCGAUGACUUAAAGAGUCAGCACACAUUUAAGAUCCAUACUUACUCGAGCCCCACAUUCUGUGACCACUGUGGAUCACUUCUGUAUGGACUCAUACACCAGGGCAUGAAAUGUACCAGUUGUGACAUGAACGUCCAUCGGCGAUGUGAAACCAGUGUUCCCAGUCUGUGUGGUCAGGAUCACACUGAGAAAAGAGGAAGAAUCCAUCUGACCAUUAGAGGAGACAAAGAGGAUAUCUACGUCACUGUCCGGGAGGCUCGCAAUCUGAUGCCAAUGGAUCCGAAUGGUUUGUCAGAUCCAUAUGUAAAACUUAAACUGAUUCCAGACCCAAAGAGUCACAGCAAACAGAAGACUAAGACCAUCCGCUCAACACUUAAUCCGGUCUGGAACGAGAGUUUUACCUUCUCAGUUCGUGGCAACCAGUGGGACAGGCGUCUGUCUGUGGAGGUGUGGGACUGGGACCGGACGUCCAGGAAUGAUUUUAUGGGAGCGCUGUCAUUCGGCGUCAGUGAGAUCUUCAGACGUCCUAUCUGUGGCUGGUUUAAACUGCUUGCACAGGAUGAGGGGGAGUAUUAUAACAUCCCAGUACCGGAUCCAGAUCUGCAGGAACCUCAGCCAGAUGUCACAACACCCUCUCUGCCUCAGGUUUUGGCUGCCCCGGUGCCUGAGCCUUUUCCCCUGGUCCUGUCUCCAACCCCUGUCCCGUCCUGCCCACCCAUACACUCUCCAGGUCCUGGAAAAGUCAGAGUGGGAAUCCAUGACUUCAAUUUCCUCAUGGUGCUGGGCAAAGGCAGCUUUGGCAAGGUGCUGCUGGCAGAGGAGCGAGGCAGCGAGCGUCUUUUUGCAGUGAAGGUCCUUAAAAAAGAUGUUCUCUUCCAGGACGAGGACACAGAGAGUGCCCUGGUGGAGAGGAGAGUUCUGGCCCUCCCUUCUCGUCCUCACUUCCUCACAUCACUCUAUUGCGCCUUUCAGACCGAGGACCGUCUAUAUUAUGUUAUGGAAUAUGUCAAUGGUGGAGAUCUGAUGUUUCACAUUCAGCAAGUCGGGAAGUUCAAAGAGCCGCAUGCAGCGUUUUAUGCAGCAGAGAUUGCAGUUGGCCUCUUCUUUCUCCACAGCAAAGGCAUCAUCUACAGAGAUCUAAAGCUGGAUAAUGUGCUGCUCGACAGUGAGGGCCACAUAAAGAUUGCUGACUUCGGGAUGUGCAGGGAGGGCAUGUUCGGGGGCGAUACCACUCGCACAUUUUGCGGCACUCCCGACUACAUCGCCCCUGAGAUUGUGGCAUAUCAGCCCUAUAAUAAAGCAGUGGAUUGGUGGUCUUACGGAGUGCUACUUUAUGAAAUGUUGGCAGGACAGCCGCCAUUUGAUGGCAUUGAUGAAGAGGAGCUGUUUCAGUCCAUCAUGGAGCAGAGUGUCUCAUACCCCAAGAGUCUUUCCUGGGAAGCUGUUGCUGUAUGCAAAGGCCUACUGACGAAGCACCCCGCCAAGCGUCUGGGUGGAGGAGAGGAUGCUGAAAGGGAGAUAAAGGAGCAUCCAUUCUUCCGCUGGAUAGACUGGGACCGUCUGGAGAGACUGGAGAUACAGCCACCAUUUAAACCCAGGACUGGAGGAAGAAAAGGUGAAAACUUUGACAAGUUCUUCACAGGAGCCCCAUCCGUCCUCACUCCAUCGGAUCCAGAUGUGCUCGCAGCCAUCAACCAGGAUGACUUCGAGGGGUUCUCCUUCCUCAACCCAGACUAUGCUCCUUCACCUCUCACAGCUAUUUGAUAACCACCCCCUCCAUCCCCCCCGUGUUAUUUAUCAGACAGUAGUUUUAUAGCUGAGAGUCACACAUGAUCACUAGCAACAAACAUUUCACCUCUUGUAACCAAAUUCUAACGUUUACAUUAAACUGCCAAGAUCCUGUUUUAUUCCCUUACACUCUAUGACAUAUGUAUGUUCUAUUACAGGAUGUGUUUUAACCAAGUCAGUGUUAUAGUUUGCUGCAAUAGAGUUUUUUUUUUUUCUUAAAGUCUGUAUUAACCUGCUGUAAGAUUAUUGUACUGUCAGACAGAUAAAUGGAAGCACAAAAAACUGCAUGCAGCUAGUUUUUUAUAGAGGUAGAGAGAAGAUAAAAAGUCCUCAGUUGUCUGAAUGGGCAAUUUACCAGUGACGUCUUUAUUGUUACAGCUAUACAGACAAUAUAAUAUGCAAAGCAAUUUUUCUUUUCAUAAUAAAUAAAUAAAUAACAUUUCUUUACAUGUCUAUUCAGAUCAAAGGUGUUAACAUCAUAGAGGGCCUCCAAAGUGAAUUGCUAUACAUUUUUGAAAGACUAAUUUACCCUUUUUGGCUGCUUUAAUGUCUCAGUUCACUGUCAUAAGUGUGACCUUAGCUAAUUCAUGAAGGUACACCGGUGUCAGUGGGCACAAUGUGACAGUAACAGAUGGCAAAGCUGCACUAAAACUGCUGGACUUUGAGGGGCAUUAAUUUAUAUCACUGAUCACAUUAUCACAGUCCCUUUACAAAAGUAUUUAUACUCUGUAAGCCAUUUUUUUGCAGUUUUAUUUGUCAUAACCACAAAUGUUAUGGUGUUUGUUUGCAAGUUAAAGUGAGAGACCGAUACAAAGUAGUAUGAAGACAAAUGAAUUGCAAAAAAGUGUGGCAUAUGUAUUAACCUCUAUUGCAUCAAUAUUUAGAACCUCUUUUUGCUCCAAUUACAACUUUUUGAAAUAUGUCCUUACCAGAUAUGCACAUCUAGAGACUGCAUAUUUGGUCCAUACCUUUUUUUUUCCCUUUUUAAUAAAAUAAGCUAAAGCACAAUUUUACCAAAUAAGAACAUAAAAAUGAAUAAACAGUUACCAUAGAUCUGGACUUUGACUAGGCUAUUUCGACGCCUUAGUAUGCCUUGGUGUACCAUCAUUGCUUUGAUUGUAUUAUCAGAAACGUUGCUUUUCUGAAUACUUUACCCCUUGCAUGCCCAGUUAUGUUCAUGGUGUAUUCCUCGGUCUAUAUAAUGUCAAUAAAUUCCUCAAGGAAAUAUCUAAGGCUUUCAUGAAACUGCUGCAUUUAUAUAGAGGUUAAACUAAACACAGGGGGCUUUAAUCCUUACUUAAAUGGCCUCCGAAGGCCUUUGUUUGUACUGGAUAUCAUUUACGGUUAUCAGAAUGAGCACUAUUUGAUGACAGCAUUUUAAUUCCUAAUUUAAAAAAUCUAUUAAAACUAUGUAUCCUCUUUCUACCACUUUGCAAUUAUGCAUUACUUUGAAUCAGUCAGUCACAUAAGAAAAAAGUGUAAAAAAGUUUAAUGGGUUUAAAUAUUUUUUCAAGGCUCGUCAUUCAGAACUUUUAUUUCACUGCAGAUUAAGAAAACUCACUAUUGCAACUUGUCUUUUACAAACGAGCUUUUCAGCUUACAAAGUACAAAAACCUGUGUUUUCAUCUGCGUUUACCAGAAAGCUUUUUGCUGUGUAAUGAAAUACAGCACACAGCAUUGAUUGGGAGUAAUUAAAAGGGAGGCUCAGUGAGACUGUUCAAUAAAUGGAAAAAAAUUAUUCAAACAGUAUGUUUAUUUAAAUAUGAUCAAAGCAGGUGGCUCUAACAUCUCCAACAGAAUCUUGCAAAUGGAAAUACAUUGUUAACAGAGCUUGUGGUUAAUUAUACAUUUCUGUCACACCAGACAGGCUACUAUACAAUACAGACAAUAUAAACAUGUAAUAAUCAGCAGUCUAUCAUGUUUAGCUUAUUUAUUUGCCAGUUGAGUAAAGUUUUUGAUUUUAUGAGCAGGAAAAAUAACUUUAAAAUAAACCAACUGAGAAAGUCACAGUGACGUGUCCCAUUCUGUUAUCCUGUGAAGUUGCAGAGAAAUGCCUCCUGCUUUGUGUUCUCCAACACGCCUCUCUUUCACUCCUUCAUUUUCACACAUACUCACACACAAAACACAACAAAACACAACAAAAAAGGGCAAUCUCCAGCAUGUUAACUUUCUUUAUCAAACACGCACAUGCUGGGAGAGAAGAUGCUGACCACUCUGUUUGUUGUGAAGCUGGAGUUGUCAGCAAAACCAGCCCUGCUCGGCAUCAUAGUUUCACUCCCUUCUCCUCUGAGGCAACCUCACUUUCUCUUCCUCCUCCUCCUCCAACUGCCCCACACCCGCCCCCGUCUCUUCAGCCCCUCCAGCACCAAGCAGAGACUAAUAUCCCUGUAGAGAUCCAAAGUUAUAACAAGUUGACCUUCACAUUAAAAUCUCAUCAACUUCCAAUCUCCCUCUGUACCUCUCCCUCUUUUUCUCUGCACGUCCUUCAUGGCUCUUUUAUACUUUUCUGACGGAUUUGCACAGCUCGUGCUUUCCUACUCAUUUCUACUGUAAGUCAUGCUCUGCUAACUGUAUAGUCAAACACAUUUUUGGUCAAAGAAUUGCAUUGAUCUUGAAUCAACUGUUGAUAUAGAAUUUUUUCUCCUUUAGAAAUCAAUAAUGUUCUGAAAAAUAAACUGAUGUCAAUCUCAAGACGAAUGUUACUGUCAAAUACAUACCUUUAAGAAUUAACACUUUAUAUGUCAUUCUCUACUGUUAAGAGGAAAUUAGCAUAGAAAUGGGAAAGGUUCCUACUUUUCCCGCUUCUUUAAAUAAAAAUUCAAGAUCUUCUCAUUUUCCUUUCAUGCUGUCAUGUUUCAACCACAAACCUACAGGAUUUUAGUUCAUUUUUAUACAACGCACCAAAACGGGUCAUUCAUGUUUGCAACAAUUAAAGUAAAUGGUACGUGGUCACCUAAUUCAUUGUUUCCUUCUGAAGAAAAAUAGAAAUGCUGUGACAUAAGUCAGCCCCCAUGGGUUAAAAUAUUGUAGAGAAGCAAUGCUUUUUGCUACUGUGGCUAAAAGUCUUUUGGGGAAUGUCCCUACCAGCAUUCACCUCUAUUGACAGAAUGAUUUCAUUAUUAUUCUAUGUAGAAUAAGGGCUCAGUUGGACUGAAUAGAGCUUCUGUCAACAUACAUGUUAAAUUAAUGUCACAUAUCCUUGAUAAGAUUGAGAGUUAAGCCCUUUUAACAUGAUAAUAUGGUUUGAUCUAAUCCACACCAAGAUAUUAUAGCUCUCUACUUAGAUUAAAAUACACAGAAGUAAUUUGUUUAAUAGUUGUUUUCUGAAGAGGUUUUAUUGCAUUGUAUUCAGACAGCUAAAAACAAAGAUAUGCCUCACUUUUCAGAUUAUUCUUUGUAUAAUAUUUAAAAAAAACUAUUGGUUAUUUUCCUUUCCCUCAACUAAUGCUGCGUUCUUUA
Messenger RNA from Cyprinodon variegatus (sheepshead minnow), 8002 nucleotides. It is a transcript of the gene prkcg, whose product is annotated as protein kinase C alpha type-like. Gene Ontology annotation, molecular function: ATP binding; diacylglycerol-dependent serine/threonine kinase activity; zinc ion binding. NCBI's taxonomy places the organism in Eukaryota, Metazoa, Chordata, Actinopteri, Cyprinodontiformes, Cyprinodontidae. The transcript has 16 exons. The record is from RefSeq and is a predicted model, not a curated record. The coding region runs from base 2174 to 4519 and encodes 781 amino acids. Gene Ontology annotation, biological process: protein phosphorylation.